This is a messenger RNA of Melitaea cinxia (Glanville fritillary), 594 nucleotides long. Its product is annotated as sterile alpha motif domain-containing protein 1-like. The transcript has 4 exons. The coding region runs from base 1 to 594 and encodes 197 amino acids. Lineage: Eukaryota; Metazoa; Arthropoda; Insecta; Lepidoptera; Nymphalidae. The record is from RefSeq and is a predicted model, not a curated record.
AUGUCAGCGCCGCGAGCCCGCGCCGCGCGCCGCCGCGCCGCCGCGCCGCGCCAUCGUCCGCCCGAGCCCCGAUCCGCGACACCCGCGACACCGGCCCCCGCCUCCCUUCGCCGCACUCCCUCCCCUCUAUUCCGAUCCGACCGCUCGCCGACGGCCACGCGUGCCGUCCGAUCCUCGAGCAUCGCCGACUACGCCGCCGCUUGUGCGGCCGACCGUGGGGCAGCGGAGCCGCCGGUGUGCGGACUGGCGGAGGCGCCGCAGACGCGCAGUCGCAUUACCGCGCCGCCGCCCAUUCACGCGCUGCGCGCCACGCACCCGACGCCCGCCCGCCCUGAGCCGCCUCGUGCAGCCGCAGCCCAAAAGCCUGCACGCUUGUUCCAACUUUCCUUUCGACCUAUCCACGACUUUAAUGGGGUUAAGAAUGAGAUGAGCUUUCGAAUUCCGACGAUUGCAAUUUCAAGUGUUGAAUUUUGUGGUUGUGUCGAGCGGAGAAUGCGGGGACGCGGCGCGGGGAUGCUGCGCCGCUUGCGAUCAAUGAGGGACACUGCCCUUCCUCGCUGCUCCCGGCCCCCUCAUACCCUCACUGCAACCUAG